Molecule: messenger RNA, 948 nt
Organism: Branchiostoma floridae (Florida lancelet)
Lineage: Eukaryota; Metazoa; Chordata; Leptocardii; Amphioxiformes; Branchiostomatidae
Product: ethanolamine-phosphate cytidylyltransferase-like
Exons: 3
Coding region: 1-933 (310 amino acids)
Biological process (GO): phosphatidylethanolamine biosynthetic process
Cellular component (GO): cytoplasm
Molecular function (GO): ethanolamine-phosphate cytidylyltransferase activity
Source: RefSeq, a predicted model, not a curated record
AUGGUCCGGGCCGUGAAAUGGGUGAAUGAGGUUGUUGAGGCGGCUCCGUAUGUCCCUACCAUCGAAACCCUGGACAAGUACAACUGUGACUUCUGCGUCCACGGCGACGACAUCCCCUUGACACCCGACGGCCACGACGCCUACGCUGAGGUGAAGAACGGCGGACGCUACAAGGAGUGCAAGCGGACGGCCGGGGUGUCUACUACCGACCUGGUCGGACGGAUGCUGCUGCUUACGAAGACACAUCAUGACCGCAAGAACGAGGCUCAGCUUCCACGAGAUAAGGUUGAGGAGCUUCGGGAGAACCCGCAGGCUCGAAGCCCGUGGACGAGCGUGUCCCAGUUCCUCCCGACGACGCAGAAGAUUGCGCAGUUUGCGGAGGGAGGGAGCGGCCCGGAGCCGGGCGACCGGAUUGUGUACGUGUCGGGGGCAUUCGACCUCUUCCACGUGGGCCAUCUCGACUUCCUGCAGCGGGCGCGCCAGGAGGGGGACUACCUCAUCGUGGGUCUCCACACGGACCCCGUGGUGAACGGCUACAAGGGGUCCAACCACCCCAUCAUGAACAUCCACGAGCGCACGCUGUGCGUGCUCGCCUGCAGGCACGUCUCCGAGGUGGUGAUCGGCGCCCCCUACACCGUCUCAGAGGAACUGAUGGAGCACUUCAACAUCGACCUCGUUGUCCACGGCCGCACCAACGUCAUCCCCGACACCGAGGGGCACGACCCAUACAAGGUGCCGAAGGGCCUGGGCAAGUACAAGCAGAUCGACAGCGGCAACGACAUGACCACGACCAAGAUCAUCGAGCGGAUUAUCCGCAACAGGCUCCACUUUGAGGCGCGCAACAAGGCCAAGGAGGAGAAGGAGAUGCGUGCAUUCGAAGCGCUGCAGAAACAAGUCAAGUCGGGCCAGAAGAUGAUCGAAGAAUCAUCCUAAACAAUUAUAUUCUCU